Alternaria postmessia is the source of this 768-nucleotide messenger RNA. RefSeq lists its product as uncharacterized. The record is from RefSeq and is a predicted model, not a curated record. The coding region runs from base 1 to 768 and encodes 255 amino acids. The transcript has 3 exons. NCBI's taxonomy places the organism in Eukaryota, Fungi, Ascomycota, Dothideomycetes, Pleosporales, Pleosporaceae.
AUGGCUACGCUUCUGAGUCCCAAGGUACGCGAAGCGUACUCACUCAAAGCGGAAGAACACUAUACGCCGCGCGCCAUUCGCAUCUACUGUGUCGAUGAGCAAUGUCGCUUAUUCAUCCCGAAAAGCUGUGUGGAAAACAACCAUGUAUACGAUGCGACAAUGAUCGAGUUCAUUGCCAUCGCCGAAGCUGCUACCUUUGCUACAGCCUGGGUUUAUGAGCUCAAGUUCCACAAACUCCUCAGUCUACCACCCGAGCUACGCCUCAAUGUUUAUACCCAUGCUCUAUCGACGGUCGCACGCUGCGGAUGCGGAACCAACACCGAUUCGGCCGGCACGAUUCAAACAGGAUACCGCAUCGAGAUUACAGCAAAGACUAAAAACCACAAUCUUACGAAGAUCAUGGAGGUCUUUCAGUUUCUAUUCUACCUAUGGCUGCUUUUCACAGACGUCGCCAUUGCCGUUGCCAACAUCACGGUCGCCAACUUAUCGUUAUCGAGAUCGAUGUCGCAUCUUCUGAUACCAUCCAAUGCGCGCAUAUCCGCAGUGGCAUACAAGGAAAGGCUGAGAGACACAUAUCUUGGGCUCGAAACCGCCUUCACGACGGAUGAGAUGAUAGCCAUACUUGCGUCCUUGUACCCUGCUCAAAGCCAGGAGUCGCUCCUUGGAACUCUAGUUCGUUGCAAUGGUUCUAUCGAACAAGCGAAAGAAGUCCUCGCAGAAGAGGCCCGCGCAAACGCCCCCAGAGUUUUUGUUGAUCUCACUCUCUAG